CCCAGGACCCGCCGGGGCCUUUGUCUCCAGCCGCAGCCGCCCAGCAACAACCGUGUUCCCUGCUUUCUCCUCAGCGGUGGGAGGGCAGGUGGCCGCGCCGCAGCAUCUGUCGCCCUGUGACCUGCGGGGACUGGGAGGUCUGUAGGGAGGAUGCCGGGACACCGCGGAGGCCGGGAGAUGGAACUGUUGACAUUCCGGGAUGUGACCAUAGAAUUUUCUCCAGAAGAGUGGGCAUGCCUGGACCCUGCUCAGUGGAAUUUGUAUAGGGAUGUGAUGUUAGAGAACUACAGAAAUCUGUUCUCUCUGGGUCUUGCAGCCUCUAAGCCAGACCUGAUCACCUGUCUGGAGCAAAGAAAAGAUCCCUGGAGUGUGAAGAGACCUGAGACAGUAGCAGAACAGCCAGCUAUGCCUUCUCAUUCCACCCAUGACUGUUUGCCAGAGCAGCACAUAAAUGUUUUAUUCCAAAAUGUGAUACUGAGGAGAUAUGGAAGCUGUGGCCUUGAGAAUUUAAACUUAACAAAAGACUGGGAAAGUGUGGGUGAGUUGAAGGAGCAGAAAGGAUGUUAUAAUGGGCUUAAGCAAUGUUCAAAAACUACUCAGAGCAAAAUCUUCCAGUGUAAUAAAUGUUUGAAAGUCUUCAGAAAUUUGUCAAAUUUAAAUAGACAUAAGAUGAGACAUACUGUAGAGAAAUCUUUUAAAUGUAAAGAACGUGGGAAAACCUUUAAACAAUGCUCAUAUGUUACUGAACGUAAGAGAAUUUAUAAUGGAAAGAAAUGUUACAAAUGUGAAGAAUGUGGCAAAGUCUUUAAUCAGUGCUCAUACCUUACUAAACAUAAAAGAAUUCAUACUGGAGAGAAACCCUACAAAUGUGAAAAAUGUGGCAAAGCCUUUAAUCAGUGCUCAUACCUUACCAAACAUGAGAGAAUUCAUACUGGAGAGAAACCUUACAAAUGUGAAGAAUGUGGCAAAGCCUUUAAUCAGUGCUCAUACCUUACCAAACAUGAGAGAAUUCACACUGGAGAGAAACCUUACAAAUGUGAAGAAUGUGGCAAAGCUUUUAACCGGUGCUCACACCUUACUAUACAUAAGCGAAUUCAUACCAGAGAAAAACCCUAUGAAUGUGAAGAAUGUGGCAAAGCCUUUAAUCAAUGUUCAUACCUUACUAAACAUAAAAGAAUUCAUAUCGGGGAGAAACCCUACAAAUGUGAAGAAUGUGGCAAAGCCUUUCACUGGUACUCAGACCUUUCUGUACAUAAAAGAAUUCAUACAGGAGAAAAACCCUACAAAUGUGAAGAAUGUGGCAAAGCCUUUAAUCAGUUCUCAUAUCUUACUAAGCAUAAGAGAAUUCAUACUGGAGAGAAACCCUACAAAUGUGAUGAAUGUGGCAAAGCCUUUCAUUGGUACUCAGACCUCUCUGUACAUAAGAGAAUUCAUACAGGAGAGAAACCCUACAAAUGUGACCAAUGUGGUAAAGCCUUUAAUACAUGCUCAUACCUUACUAAACAUAAAAGAAUUCAUACAGGAGAGAAACCCUACAAAUGUGAACAGUGUGGCACAGCCUUUAACCAAUGCUCAUACCUUACUGCACAUAAAAUAGUUCAUACAGGAGAUAAACCCUACAAAUGUGGAGAAUGUGGCAAAGCCUUUAGCCAGUGCUCAUACCUUACUGCACAUAAAAGAAUUCAUACUGGAGAGAAACCCUAUAAAUGCGAAGAAUGUGGCAAAGCUUUUAAUUGGUGCUCAGAUCUUACUAUGCAUAAGAGAAUUCAUGCCAGAGAAAAAUCUAAGAAUAAAGAAUGUGGCAAAGCCUCUAACUGGUUCUCAGAUCUUACUAUGCAUAAGAAAAUCCAUGCCAGAGAAAAAUCCUAAGAAUGUAAAGAAUGUGACAAAGCUUUUAUCCAGUACUGACACCUUUGGGUGCAUAAGAGUUCUUACAGGAGAGAAACCCUACAAAUGGAAAGCCUUUAAUAAAUGUUUGUUCACAUAUUACUCAACAUCAGAGAGUCAUACUGGGUACAAAUGGCAUAAAUUUAACAAAUGUCAAAGUACCUUUCAGAAAAUAAAAGUCUUAGAGUGCACCAGAGCAUUUAUACUGAAAAAAAAAUUACAACUAUAAAGGGUGGUGAAGUACCUUUACUUAUAUUACAGAUCUUAUUGUGCCCAAGAGAAUCUAUUAUGUAGGGAAACCCUCCAUUGAUUGCCCAAGCUUUAUUUAAAUUCCUAGAAUUUUGAUUGGAGAGAAAUGCUACAAACAUAAUGUAUUCAGAAAAAGCUUUAUUCAACAAUCACACCUUUGAAAACACCAUAGGUUAUAGUAAAAGAUAUUUUACAGAUGCCAGAAUGUAAAAAAAAAAAUUAAUAAAAAAUCAAGUCUAAAUAAAUAUCAGAGUGCUUGCUAAUGUGUCUGAGCAAGUGGAAAAAAAUAAAAGAAUAAGAAAAAGAAGUAAAAAAAAGACAACUAAGGUGCUAAUACUUUUAGACAUUAAAGGAAGAGUGUUGAUUAUAGAGAAUAAUCCAAAAUUAAAAUAGUUCAGUAAUUUAUGUGUAUGUAUGUUUAGAAGGAAGAGGAGAUUGAUUUCAUGGAGAGUUAUAAUUACAUUCAAAGUAUACUUUUUUGCAUUAAAAUUUUAGAUUUUUUGGAAAAUUAAAUAUUGAUGUAAUUCAACUCUCAAAUUACUCGAUGCUAUGCCUUUAUUCCUAGUGUUUCUGUUAAAGCAUGUAGUCAAUUCUGCUGCAUCAGAACUAUGAAAUGUCCUUCUAAAUUAGGUGGGCAUCAUUUACAUACUCUUCCAAGGAACACUAAGGACACCGAAAUGUAUGAUGCAUGAAGAAAAUCUAAGUGGAAAGGCUUUCUGUUUAACUUAGAGUGUGGUAAGUGAUGUCAGAGGUAGAUGUUCAUAGUAAUAUUCUCCAUUAUAGUUAGAAACAUUUUGAAUUUUAGGAGUUUUAUCGGUUACAUAUUGAGGUAAUAAAAUACAGUGGAUUUUGAAAUGCUUUCCCCACCCCCUGUUUUUCCUUUCCCAACAAUUGACUAGACCAUGAAAUGCUUUUUUAAAGAGUAUGUAUGAACUUGAUUUGUUUUAAUAAAACAAAAUUGUGUUCAAUGUUUAA
Molecule: messenger RNA, 3111 nt
Organism: Microcebus murinus (gray mouse lemur)
Lineage: Eukaryota; Metazoa; Chordata; Mammalia; Primates; Cheirogaleidae
Biological process (GO): regulation of DNA-templated transcription
Molecular function (GO): DNA-binding transcription factor activity, RNA polymerase II-specific; RNA polymerase II cis-regulatory region sequence-specific DNA binding
Source: RefSeq, a predicted model, not a curated record